This is a messenger RNA of Hevea brasiliensis (rubber tree), 1164 nucleotides long. RefSeq names its product transcription repressor OFP16-like. Bases 192 to 875 code for a protein of 227 amino acids. The record is from RefSeq and is a predicted model, not a curated record. Lineage: Eukaryota; Viridiplantae; Streptophyta; Magnoliopsida; Malpighiales; Euphorbiaceae. Gene Ontology annotation, biological process: negative regulation of DNA-templated transcription. The transcript has a single exon.
UAACAAUAUCUCGGAGAGGAGGAGGACAAGUGUGUGUAGAACAAGCAUUGAAAUAGAGAGUGAAACUGAGAUGGAAGAUGACUAUUUAUAUAUGGCCAAACCAAUCAUGGACCUCUCUAGUUUCUUUCUUUUCUUCUCUCUCAACCCACGAAAACAAAUACUAGCUCCUUCACCCUCCACAGGAUCAAGAAAUGGCAGGCACACUGGGGAGAAACCUUCACCUCUGCUUCACCAAGAUCAGGCGUCCGCCAGAGCCCCAAUCUCCUUCUAAUCUUCUAUCUCCACACGAUCAUAGCCAUCCACUUAUCGUAAAAAACUAUAACUCUCUCUUUGACUACUACACCUUUGACUCUGCUUCCAAAUCCCCAACUCACUCAUCAUCUUCCUCAUCUGAACCUGACUUCGCCACCGUAUUCGCCUCCCAACGUUUCUUCUUCUCCUCCCCAGGCCGCUCCAACUCCAUCAUCAAAUCUACACCUUCCAUUGACACUCAUACGCAAUCUUCUGACUCCCUGGUAGAACUAAAGUCUAAUGAUACUGAGCCACUUUUGGACACUGGCACUGCUAAUAAUGAUCAAUCCGACGGCCGGUCGUCUUUUGAAUCGUGGAACUCUGCUGCCACAGUUAAAGACAGCGUAGCAGUCCCUACGUACUCGCCAGACCCUUAUUUGGACUUCAGGCGAUCCAUGCAGGAGAUGGUUGAGGCGCGGGACAUGGUAGACGUGAAGGCCAAUUGGGACAACUUGCAUGAGCUUCUGUUGUGUUAUCUUGCACUAAAUCCUAAGAGUACUCACAAGUUCAUCGUUCGAGCUUUUGCUGACCUCAUUGUUAGUCUCUUGGCAUCUCAGCCGGCGGUAGCGGCGGAGGGAGAGUAAUCUGGAAGCCGACCCUGUGAGAUCUAGCAGCAAUGCUUGUAACAUGUAAUGUGGGUUGUCGGAUAAUGAUUUGGUAAUUUUCAAUAUUUUUAUGUGGGGAAAGUAGCCCCUCGCUCUUUUUAUCUCUAUCUAACAACUUAUCCUUUGCCCUACUCCCUUUGCUUUUCGUCCUUGUUGGCUCCAAUUUUCUUUUCCAAGAAUUUGCUCACUGUAGAAGUUCUUAGUUCAAGUAGAAAUUAAAAUUUCAUAGUCUUUCUUUAUUUUUCAGUUUUCACUCCAUUUUGCUAUC